UCACGGCGGGGCCGAGGGUGGGUGGGUGGGUGAGCGAAAACCCCAACACAAACCUGGAGACACGUAAAGGAUGGAAACGUGUGAGCCUGCGUACGUGCGUGAGAAACAUGUGUCACUUGAGCUUGGCGAAGACACCGACAGGCGAAUACAAAAUGUAAGCAGCGAUAUCCUCCUUCUCCUGGAUCACACAGACACACACAGACACACACAGACACACACAGACACACACACACACACAUCCAUCCAUUCCUCAGCCGGUCAGCCGUCAUGUAUACUACACUAUGUAGUGCUGUGCUGUGCUGUGUGUGGUGACAAAGGAGUGUCCCCACGCACCUGUCGGCAUCAAGAGACCGUGUGAUGCCGGCGAGAGGGUGAUGCUGGUCCAUCGGAGUGUGGAACCGCCGAGCCUGCACACAAUUAACACAUAGGACGGACGUGUCACAGUGACCACAUUACAUUACCCCACCAACCCACUCACACUCGCCCCCGUGUAUGUGUGUACUUGCCGUAUCGAUGGCUCUGGGGAGGUCGCCCAUGUGGUAGGCCAGCUGGCCUCUCGCCUGGCACCCUCCAGCCGCGACUUGACCUUGACCUUGCGCAGCUGCCUGCAGUGCAGUCAGCCAGUUUGGUUGCACACGCACACACACGGCAGGCAGGCAAUGGAUACGCGCAGCGCAGCGCAUGUGUGUGUGUGUGUUUCAGUUGCAGACAUACAUACCCCUCCAUGGCCUUGAGGUCAGCUUCCAUACUGACGACCUGUCAGACCAGCCAGAGAAUACACACACAUUGUACGUUCCGUUUGUUGAUGCGGCGUCACUGCACACGUGUGUGUGUGCGUGGGUGCGUCACGAGCUGAGUGCUCUGUGUCUGUCGGUGUGUACGCACCCAUGUCGAGUUGACGUGGUCGUCCCAGUAGGCCUUGACGAAGGCCCAUCGUAGCUCGGCGAGCUGGUCCAGGAGGGCUGCGCGCUCCGACGCCCAUGCGGCCUCCUUGGCUUUGAGCUGCGUGUACUGUAUCACACACACACAGAGACACAGACAGAUACACACCCAUCCCAUCAACCAGUUGUGGUGUGCAUGGUGCAUGGACGUACGUACCGCUGCCUCGGGUGUCUCCAGACGUCGCUGGUGGUCCCUCUCGGCCGCCAUGGCCGAACACUGGCGCUCCUUGGCGUCGAGAGAAACGUGCAGCCGAUUAAGCUGCAGUGCAGACCAGACACACAGACAUUUGCACGCACACAAACGACACGUCCAUACCAUACACAUAAUCAGCCCUCUCUCCCUCCCUCCCUCCCUGUCUGUCUGUCUGUCUGAGUACCCACCAU
This is a messenger RNA of Vitrella brassicaformis, 1325 nucleotides long. The record is from the annotation of a GenBank genome assembly. NCBI's taxonomy places the organism in Eukaryota, Vitrellaceae.